Messenger RNA from Protopolystoma xenopodis, 306 nucleotides. The record is from the annotation of a GenBank genome assembly. NCBI's taxonomy places the organism in Eukaryota, Metazoa, Platyhelminthes, Monogenea, Polystomatidea, Polystomatidae.
AUGGAACUUGCAGAACAGCUCGAGACUUUGCCACAGUACUCACGAGAGUUCGUGCACUUCUACCUCUACGAAGUUCUGCCCGAGUCAUGGCUGUGCCUGCUUGAGACUAAGGCACUUUUUUAUCACGCACAGGCCUACUACACGCUUGCAAAAGCUCUAAUUGGCAUUUCUCUUGAGGGCUUCAUCUCCAACGAUGACGGUGUCUAUCGGCUUGAUACAAGUCUGAACGACUCUCAUGUCUGGAGGCCGGAGACUACUGCGGCUAAACUUAGUGAGUUUGGGGUCAAUUUUCUCCUAUACUACUGA